Molecule: messenger RNA, 7312 nt
Organism: Bombus huntii
Lineage: Eukaryota; Metazoa; Arthropoda; Insecta; Hymenoptera; Apidae
Product: dual specificity tyrosine-phosphorylation-regulated kinase 2-like
Exons: 2
Coding region: 3504-5837 (777 amino acids)
Biological process (GO): peptidyl-threonine phosphorylation; peptidyl-serine phosphorylation
Cellular component (GO): nucleus
Molecular function (GO): ATP binding; protein serine/threonine/tyrosine kinase activity; protein serine/threonine kinase activity
Source: RefSeq, a predicted model, not a curated record
UAGCGUAAUAUGUAUAACGGAAUUAUAUUAUAUAAAACUUUCUAUGCUAAAAAGACUCUUUAUUCGAAUAGAAAAUCAAAUAAUGGAAUUGAUUUGUUGAACAGAUUGAGUCAGAAAAGAUUAAUAAUUCCGUGUAUAUAACGCAGGUGGCGCUCCAGCUAUUGGCUAGUAGUUACUCUGAAAUUAUAAUCUUUAGGGAUACUUUUGUAUCAUUGUAGAAAAUGUUUAAAUUGAGCUGCUGAACUUGACACACGUGGUGAAACGAUAUGAUCAAUAGCUAGAAACUUUUCAUUUUAAUAUUUCACGAUUAUGAUUUUGUUUCCCCUAUAUUUUGAAUACGUGGUUUUAUUUACUUCCUCUAACUCGACUCAUUGGACGAAUUUAAGUGAAAUAAUAUCGCGAGGCACUUCACGGAGAAAAUGGGAACUAAAACGUGGAAGAGAUACCGAAUCAUCUAAAGUAACAGUCUAGUCUAUGUCCUCCCUCUGUCUUUGAUAUAGGAAUACGUAUGGACUGUGGACACCUGUGCGUGCGGCAAGCACCAACUGUCUGUAUACGUGAGAGUGCAUGCGUGGGUGUCGCAGCAGGCGUUUCUUUAUGAAUAGAGUAAUGGUGCUCCCGCCUUGAGUGGUUCGCGAAUCAGCGAGUGUGGAUUUUUCAGUGAAAAGUUGUGCCGGAAUUAAGUAAAAGAAUUUAGUGCUAUUAAAUGCAGCCUCAGCAGCGUACCUAUCGUUCUUCGGAAUUGACUGUGCAACUUGCUUGGUACACGUCAAACGUUCAGUACAAGGGAAAGGGAUAACAAAAACAUCUGUAUUCGAAGUAUAUAGAUAGAGAAGGUACACAGAAUCCACCAUAGAAAUGAUAGACAAUCGCAUCUCGAUAAUCGUAGAAAUCACGAUAGAGGGAUCUUUACCACCGGAAGCGUCAUGCUACGUCGUCUAACCGCCGAAGAUUCGCAAAAAUCUCUCCCGCGAGGUAUCGCUUUUAUUCUUCUUUCAAAACCGACAGCUAAAUACGCGAGAGAUCGCGCAUCAGCCAGUUAGUCUGGCCGUUCAUCCUUCUGCCUGGUCGUCUACCCCUUCUGAACCGUCCUGACACAACGUUUAACGGGGGUAUAAAAAGAAUAAACAUGGUGGCGGCGUGAGAGAGAUAGAUAAGGAGAAUCGCGAGAAAGGAGAAGGACGGAGAAAGAGGAAGGGUGGGAGAGAGAGAGAGAAAGAAAGAGAAGUCAGCCAGCUAGCUAGCCAGCCAGCCAGUCAGUGUGCCAGAAGCGACGAACUUCGUUUCGUGCUUGCCUUUGUUUCGAUGAAAAAUAAUCUGUCGUUCCUGAACAUCCACCCAACUUUUGCAUUUAUUCAUUUAUUAUCGUCUUAACGAACGAGAACAAAGAGACGAAAGUAACAAGUUUCUCACGAUUAACGCUGAGAGAGGACGUUUCGCUUGUAAACAGUUAUCAAGGUGCGGCCACGUUCAUCGUAUUCGCGGUGUUUGCUUCGAUUUUCAUGCGUGCACGGGGUCCACGACCGAGCGUGUGAGAAAUUCAGCAUAUUGUCUGGCAACGCGGUGCGGCUCGAUUUCGAUUUUGCAGUGUCGUCGUAGGUGUGAUAAUAUGAUAUGUUGCAAUCGAAAAAAUUCGCCACGAUUUGACGACGACGAACGUUCGCCGGGUUGCUAUCGCGAGCAAUCUUCGUUCGAAUUGAUAUAAUGUGAACGAUUUAGCUACGAACCACGGGGAAUGUCGACGCAUGUAAAUAGAACACGUUCGUCCGUGAUUAUACGAAUAAUUAACUGCCCGACUCUCGAAGACUCGAGAAGCUGUACUUUUCUAAUAAAAAUCCGUCAAUAAAAUUCUGCUGCUAGAAAAGAUAUUCAUCGUGUACGACGUUCAUGACCAUCGAAUGACUUUCCAUCGAUUAUCAACGAUCAUUCGACGAGGACGAUUUACUUUUAGAAUCCUCUUGGCGACAAAUCGUUCGAAUCGAAUCGUAUAUGGCUGUUCUGAUUAACGGUUAUUACGCUUCAAGAAAGGUGAAUCUCGUCGAGAGUGAACAUCCAUUGUACGAAAAACGACGAUGUCGUUACUUUGACAGAGCUUGACGUACAUUCUAUUCGAAAGUUUGUCGGUUGAAGAAACUGGGGAAAAAAAAAGGAGAAAGAGGAAAAGGAAAAAAGAAAAUAUUCAAUGGAACGAAGUCGUUCGUGUUGGCCGGCCUGGUGCCAAUAACCUCCAGUCAGAGAGGUGGUAGACAGUUUUCGCACGAUGCGUUUGCCCUCGUGCUUGAUAGAUUAUAAAAUUAGACGUUCGAAACUUCGUACGAAGGUAAAAGGAGCAUCGCGUCGUUCCAAUGCGGUAAAGAAGGUGGAGACACUGGCUGGUGAUAACGAGCGAAGGGUCAAGCGACGAAGGGAAUUAAUACAAGUCGGAUGAAUAAUUCUGAGGGGGGUAGACAGCUGUGCAUGGUAGUCAGAAGUGACGUCAGUCGUGUUGGGUUCAUAGUUCCUCUUAUUUUCAUCGUUCGAAGCCGCGUACAGAGGCCGUGCACGAAGGGGUGACAACGAAAGCGGCGAACACGCGAAAUAAAGAAAGAAAGAAAGAAAGAAAGUAAGAAAGAAUAUAACCGUCGACGACCACGUCGAGCUUUUUUAACGAUCGACGAUCGUCGCUCGCGCUCGCUGCAACAAGAAGAAUCAUCACAAUUUCUAGUCCGCUGCAUUUACAUCGAGAAGUCUUUUUUUUUCUUCUUUCCUUUCUCGACGAAAUAUUUUUAGACGAUCGAUUGUAUUUGAAGCCGCACGUGCGACCGCUUCAUCGGCAUCAGGCAUCGAAUCUUAUUCGACACGCUCUUCUAAAGAAUUAAUGCGCAUUUAUCGAGCACGCAACGCAGUUUGUUCGUAAUAUGCUUCGUAAAGUCUUAGGAGAGUUAAUUAAUAAUUUCAAGGUUCACUAAAUAGUCGUGGAGGAGACAAAGUAUAGAAAGAAAAGGAGAAGCAUUUCGCACGUUUCAUUUCAGCAGACACCGAGAACGAGACUGAGAUUCAAAGCGCAUUAAAUCCUUUUAAGUCGAUUAAUUUAUUCGAGGCGAACUAACUUACGCGAAAAGCUAGUUAACGAGAUCGGCAGAUUGACUAGAUUUACUCCUAUAUUAUACAUAUAUAUUGUAUAGAAAUAUAAAAUAAACCGACGUAGAUCUGCAAACUCUGGAAAACGGGAAGGAAGAUCGAAGUAAGGUGAGCAAUAACAAUCGCGUUUAACUAGCGUAUUAAUCUCAACGAACCAAUAUGUUUUUUAUCCAAACGACAAUACACGGUGACACGUCAGAAGAAAUAAUAAUAUCCGAAAUCACGAGAGAAAGAAGACCUUAGAGAAAGAAGACACCUUAUCGAUCCGUAUCGGGGUACGAGUAAUCAUCCAAUGAUUGCUUGUUUCAUUUCCUUCGAUAAACGACCCGUUGGUCUGCCCGGGACGAAACACACGCUCGAACAUCAUCGUCAAAUGGACACAAAUGACUAGCUUAACGUUAUCUUCGAGCACGUUCGAGAUGCCCCGGUCUAGACCAAAACUGUUCGUACCCGCGAACGCGAUCUCAACGCAGACUUUCACCGCUCCGACCAGCGAAAGCAAUCAUCUACCACCCCUGAAGAGUAACACGUUAGCUUUGAAGCAGUCUGCCAGUGAAUCGUCGCCUAGUUACUUGACCCGCACCAGUCACAUGGCUGGUACUCAUCUGCCGAGCUUAAGUUCCAGCGCUAACAACAGCCUGCUCAGCCUGACCGGGAACUCGGAAAGUUUAAACUUGAGCCUGAGCUCGCACACAAGCCACAACUCGAGCCACAAUUCGAGUCACAAUUCGAGUCAUAAUUCGAGUCACAAUAAUUCCAGUCAUAACUUCACUCAUAAUUCCAGUCAUAAUUUCAGUCAUACCACCACCACCACCACCACCACCACAGCUCACGAGUCUCAGCAUACGCAGUCAAACAGUCAAUCGAGCACCGCGUUGGUGGUGAAGAAUGGAUGUUCGAACGGAAGUUCCUGCGGCAGUGGUAUACGUAAGCCGAAGACGAUUACCGCCACGCCCGAUGUCGUGCUGAAGAUUUACGUGGAUAAGCUGACGCCUUACGAGCACCAUGAGAUCUUUAAUUAUCGGCAUAUAUACUUUAUCGGGGCGAACGCGAAGAAGAGGCCGGGGAUAAUCGGUCGGCCUCACAACAACGGCUACGACAACGAACAUGGUUCCUAUAUCCACGUGACUCACGAUCACGUGGCCUACAGGUACGAGGUGCUGAAGGUGAUCGGUAAAGGGUCGUUCGGUCAGGUUGUGAAAGCGUACGAUCACAAGAAACAGGAGCACGUUGCCCUGAAGAUGGUGAGGAACGAGAAAAGGUUCCAUCGUCAGGCACAGGAAGAAGUGAAGAUAUUGAGGAAGCUACGCGAACAAGAUAAAGACGACACGAUGAAUAUCAUUCACAUGUUCGAUUCGUUUACGUUCCGUAACCACAUGUGCAUCACCUUCGAAUUGCUCAGUAUUAACCUGUACGAGCUGAUCAAGAAGAACAAGUUCCUGGGCUUCAGUAUGCAGCUCGUGAAGAAGUUCGCGCACUCGCUGCUACAGUGCCUCGACGCUCUUUACAAGAACAGGAUCAUUCAUUGCGACAUGAAGCCGGAGAAUGUUCUUUUGAAACAGCAGGGACGCAGUGGUAUCAAGGUGAUAGACUUUGGUUCGAGCUGCUACGAGAACCAACGCGUCUACACGUACAUUCAAAGUCGCUUCUAUCGCGCUCCGGAGGUGAUCCUUGGCGCUAAGUACGGUAUGCCGAUCGACAUGUGGAGCCUCGGUUGUAUCCUGGUGGAGCUGGUUACCGGUUUCCCAUUGCUACCAGGCGAAGACGAGGCGGACCAACUAGCCUGUAUCAUCGAGUUGCUAGGCAUGCCACCGCCUCAGCUGUUAGAAUCGGCGAAACGGCGCAGGCAGUUCAUCAGCUCGAAGGGUUAUCCGCGCUAUUGCACCGUUAUAACGAUGUCCGACGGAUCGAUCGUAUUGAACGGCGGUUUCUCCAGGAAAGGCAAAGACCGUGGCCCACCGGGUUCCAGGAAUCUGAGACAGGUGUUGAAAAAUUGCGAUGACCCGUAUUUCCUGGAUUUCAUUCAUCAUUGUCUCAAAUGGGACCCGGAACAACGGCUGACACCUGGCAAAGCGUUGAAACACAUAUGGCUGCGUCGCAGGUUACCAGAGCUUCCAGAGAAAACGAACGACGCUCUGCCAGCGUUGCCGGCAGCCUCUGCGCCGCCUACCUCCGCUUCCGGCCUUCGUACUUCCGCGUCCGGUAGGAAGAGCUCGACCAAGUCGAACACCCUGCAGACCAACAAUACGGAGAACACGAACAAGGUGAAACAGUUCAACGACAUCUUCCACACAAUGUCUACCAUUUAUUCGGCGCUGCAACGUAACGACGGUACAAGAGCAAGAGGAAAGGGCCAACCGGUGGCAACGAAUCAUCAAACGGCAACCGUCAGCAGUCAUCCAUCUUUGAACUCUAUUAGUGGUGACGCUAGUAGUAGCGGCGGUGGUGGUGGUGGUGAUGGUAGCAGCAGUAGCACUAGUGGUGGUCAACAGCAACAGCCUCAGCAGCAGGCACAGCCGCAGCAACAGCAGCAGCAGCAGCAACAACAGCAGCAGCAUAGUCACCAAUUGCAAGGAAAACAACAGCACAACAAUGGUUCGCACGGCUCGCACGGAUCUCACGGUUCUCAAGGAUCCCAUGGUUCUCAUGGAUCGCACGGAUCCAACGGAUGGAGCAUAUCGUUCCUCGAGUGGCUGGAAACGGUGGACAAUGAUUAGCAAGGACAUUCUCGAGGAACCGAGACGAUUCGUAAGAAAUACGAGGUCAGCCUUACUACCUUUUUCUAACACGUUUACCGUGUGAUCGAUACCGUGAUCGUUGGCCUCGUGUCUCGUUGGCUCGUCGGAUAAUCGUCUGUCUCGACGAUCGUCUUUCGACGCGUUGUCACAACUCGUUGUCGAACGAUACCGGGAUGUACUAAUGGUGUUCCUGCCUGUGGUAAUAUAUUCGCUCGACGAGACAAGAUUCCUCGGAGUCAAAGGAGAGAGAGAGAAAGAGAGAGUAACAGAGAAAGUGGCCUCGUCUUCGACCUCCGGAUACUACUGUGAUCUACGCGAUAUGUUACUGCAAAAAAAGAAAAGAAAAAGGAAAAAUAAGAAAAAAAAGAAAGAAAGAAAGAAAGAAAGAAACGAAAGAACUGGUGAAAAGGGCUGAAGGGAUUGAAAAAUCGAUCGCGAUACCUCGAAUCAUGUACCUCGCCUAGCUUGGCGUUGCUCUCCAAUUUGCUUGUCCAGGAUCCGUUUCUCGUCGCCGUUUGCUCGAAAAAAGGUGGCGUUGCACGAUCUCGGUCGCGUUUGAUCGAGGACGAUUGCUUUUGAUGUUCACUUUUGUGGUCGACCACUCGAUACGAUUCGCAAAGAUAUCUCCCGCUGUGUGUGCGUUAACACGUUACGUGUAUUCGUUCGUUCGUAUCUUCUGCGUCGCGUUUGCGUCCUAUUAUCGCGAAAACAGGGAGGACGACCACCGAGGUUAUUGUGCCAAGGGAAGCAGGGGAACCAAAGAUUUGCGCCACGUCGAUGAAUCGAUUCUCCGAAGGUGAGAAGCGGUAGUCGAGAGGUUUAUUCAGUUGACGCGCGACCGUUCUCUAUGAUACCGAGGAGGAGGGUCGCUCGGCGAAGCUCGUUCGUGGAUAUUUAGGACGUGGAUAUGUAGACAUUACCGAGGCGCCGCAAUACGAGGACCUUUUCACGUUCAACUAAGAAAUCUAAUAAUCAAAGGGCAUGUGCCUCGCUGAAUAGAUCGAUCCGAGAAGCUUUUUAGGUCAGAAAAUUCCUCUGUAAUACUAUCGGUAUCGAGCAGAAGGGAAGGUUGAUUUUCCCUCGGGUGUGCCAGCGUAAUUGUUGAUUAAAGGAGAUCAAGCUUGUCUCCUUCGGCUCGAGCCGAAGCAUCGAUCAAACGGGACACGACGAUCGUGAAAACGAUGGAUGCUGUUUUUCCAAGAACAUGAAGGAACCGACGUCGAUAUCGAGAAAAAAAGAUUCAUAAGAUACAAAGGCAUUAGCAUUCGCUACGCGUUUCUUUUUCUUCCUCUACCUUUUUAAUGUAAUUUCAAUUUCGUUCUCUUUCUUCUUUCUUUUUAACGUGACAUUCGAAGUAAGCAUUUUAGCCGCGUUAAAUUAUUUCGAGCGAAAGUGCCAAGCUUGAUCGCAAGUUCCUUUAUCUUUUUCUCGCUAAAAAAAAAAAAGUGAAUAAA